AUGCCGUCUCCAAUUAGCAUUGCAAUCAUCGGCGGUGGCCCAGCAGGACUGACAGCCGGUGUAUUGUUACAAAAGCAUGGUAUCCAGUUCACCAUAUUCGAUCUUCGGCAAAAGCCAACGGAUGAAGAGCUGGCUCAACCAUCCGGAGUGUUAGAUCUCCACGAAGAAGCCGGACUCGCAGCCCUCCGAGAAGCUGGACUGUAUGAUGAAUUCUUGCAGUUCACAGGCGAGUGUUCCGAGGCACAGAAAGUCUCAGACAAAGACGGCAACAUCCUCUGGUCAGACGAAGGCGGCCUGGCCGAGAGGCCAGAAAUCUCUCGCCACGCACUGACUAGCCUCUUGAGCUCUCACAUACCGAGCGAAAAUAUUAAAUGGGGUCAUAAGCUACUCUCCUGGACAGAAGUCACCGUCACUAGCGAACGAGGCCAUAAGUUUGAACUUGACUUUGGAUCUCAGGGCAGACACAUUUUUGACUUAGUCAUUGGUGCCGAUGGUGCCUGGUCAAAGGUUCGUAACAUGUUGACAAGUGUGAAGCCCCAUUAUGCCGGCAUCCAGUGUAUCACUAUGACAAUCCGCCAGAUCACGGCUAAAUAUCCCCAUUUGGCUGAGAUGAUUGGUCUUGGAAGUUUCGUCGCUCUCGGUCAUGGACAUGGCGUUAUGACUCAACGAGCAUCACAGGACUCGGCACGCAUCUACAUCAUGCUUUCAAUCAAGGACGAGAAUUUCCCCACGGUGUCUGGUCUAGCUGAUGGACCGCCCUCCGCUGCCGAAGACAGGCUUUUGAACGAUUUAGAACUUCUCGGUCUUUGGGGACCCCUUCUCAAGGAUCUGGUCGUUGUCGCCUGUGAUGAGGAUACGUCUGAUCGUCCAAAUGCCAACCUGGAUAUCAGACCACUUUACACACUGCCUAUUGGGUCUUCAUGGGAACGUCUGUCCGGUGUGACUCUUAUCGGUGAUGCCGCGCACUUGAUGACUCCGUGGGCUGGAGAAGGUGUUAACAUGGCUAUGCUGGAUGCACUAGAGCUGGUCCAUGUCAUCACCAAGGCUCACGAUGCGUCUAGCACGACUACCACCGCGACAUUGGCACUGUUGGAUCCGUUGAUGGAGCAAUUUGAAAAAAAUAUGGUUGCGCGCGCCAAAGUGAAGGCGGAGGAAACGGCAAAAAAUGGCGAGAUGAUGUUUGGAGAGGAUGCAGCGCAGGCAUUUGCUAAGUUUUUUAUCUCAGCUUUCGGUGCUGCUGAAGCUAAAUGA
This is a messenger RNA of Penicillium taxi, 1251 nucleotides long. RefSeq names its product FAD-dependent oxidoreductase. The coding region runs from base 1 to 1251 and encodes 416 amino acids. The transcript has a single exon. Gene Ontology annotation, molecular function: FAD binding. NCBI's taxonomy places the organism in Eukaryota, Fungi, Ascomycota, Eurotiomycetes, Eurotiales, Aspergillaceae. The record is from RefSeq and is a predicted model, not a curated record.